Molecule: messenger RNA, 1173 nt
Organism: Actinia tenebrosa (Australian red waratah sea anemone)
Lineage: Eukaryota; Metazoa; Cnidaria; Anthozoa; Actiniaria; Actiniidae
Product: sphingosine 1-phosphate receptor 1-like
Source: RefSeq, a predicted model, not a curated record
AUGUCGUCCGCAGAGUUCAAUUUAUCGACUCAACAGAAAACAAUUGUUCGAUGCCCGCAAGACAUUGAACGUGUCGUUCGAAAUCUGCCAAAAGAACAUACUAGAUCAAAAUCAGUUAUUUGCAAAGCUGCAAAGGUUCGAUUAUUUACUAAACAGCAAAAAGAAGAAGGUUCGGAAGUAGGAGAAACCAUAAUGAACGAAAGCCAAUAUGUCGGUUGCGUAAAUGAAAUAAAUCAGUUAUACCCAGCUCAUCGUUUGGUAAUGUCAACUAUGUACUCUGGUGCAGCAUUGAUAACAACAGUCUUAAACUUUCUGAUCCUGAUCUCCAUCUGGAAGACACCAUCCCUUCACAAACCUUCCUACAUCCUGAUAGGAAACCUUGCUCUUUCUGAUCUCUUGGUCGGUGCCAUAGGAGAACCAUUGAUGGUCAUUUAUAAUAUCGCUGCCCUUAAAAGCUGGUCCUUGAAGAAUUUUUGUCUAGUCUUAAAAUGCGCCAGAGGUGUGGUUUACACAUUGGGCUCAGUUUCACUGUUUACUCUGACAGUCGUCAGCUUGGAUCGUCUGCUUGCAGUCAAGUUAAGGAACAGAUAUCAAAGUAUCGUAACUAAGAAGCGUGUACUCCGCGUAUUACUGACAUGGUGGAUCAUAGCGUGUGUUGCUUCAGCAACAGUGUUUGGUAAACUAAGUUGGAAURGUGAAACUUYGUCAGCUUUGWUUCUCUUUGCUGGAACUGYAGYUUUCAUUUUAGUCSUAACCAUCACUAUUUYCUAUUCGAUGGCCUUCUACAGCUUACGAAAGAUCACCUUGUCCUCAGUAUCUCCARGUGUCCAGAACGCAGAAGGUGGUGUACUUCCAAGUUCCAACAUUGAUGUCGCCAAAUACAGAAAAUCCAUUAUGACCAUGCUUUUUGUUUUUAUGUUAACCAUAUUUUUUUAUGCGCCUUUCGUUUGUAUUCUAAUCAUUGCUGUCGUGUCCAGAUAUAUAACCAUUUAUUCAUUCACAUACCUAAGUACAACAACUGAUGACAUAAUCUUCAUCUCUAUAUCUGCAGCCGAGUUUCUCUUCCUACUUAAUUCGGCGAUGAAUUCUCUGGUGUACUUGUGGCGCAUUCGAGACAUUCGACAAGCAGUAAAAACCACUAUUAAACGUUUACCAUGGUCAUGUUAUCAUUGA